Thlaspi arvense is the source of this 1477-nucleotide messenger RNA. NCBI's taxonomy places the organism in Eukaryota, Viridiplantae, Streptophyta, Magnoliopsida, Brassicales, Brassicaceae. The record is from the annotation of a GenBank genome assembly.
AAAAAAACCCUUCAUCCUUUCCACACCACUGAAACUCAAAAACACACACAUUCCAAAGCCAUAUAUAUCCAAAAACCUCAAAACCUCAAACAAUAAGAAGAUUUUAUAUUCUUCCACAAGAAGCCAGCGUGGAAAGUUAGAGCGCAUGGACUACAACAAAGACAUAAUCCCACCUCUUCUUCUCUAUAGCACCAACUACACAACUUCUCACACUCUUGCACAUUGCGAUAGUAACGAUAGCAGAAAUGAUGAGCAGAUCAUAACCGAAUCCUCAGGGGAACCCAAAGAGCGGGAAAAAUACAAGCAGUCGCGGUGGAAUCCGACGCCUGAGCAGAUGAUGGCGCUUGAAGAGGUUUACAGCAGCGUAACGCGGACGCCGACGACCCAACAAAUCCAAGAGAUUGCAUCUAAGCUCCAAAAGUAUGGGAGAAUUGAGGGAAAGAACGUUUUCUACUGGUUCCAAAACCAUAAGUCAAGGGAUCGACUUAAACGACGCCGUCCUGAUCAACAAGGAGUUGAUGAUAUGAAUAACGACGUUCAUGAAGAACCACUACGUAAGGACAACGUCGUUAUAGCUACGGGAAACACGGAUUCAUCAUCAUCAGUGCUGAGAAAAAGAAGCGAUCACCGAGUUAUUCACACAAAGACUUGCUUCUCUUCUUUGCCCACACACCAACAGAACAAUGAUGGGAGGAGGGAAGAGUAUGAGAGGGGACUGGGGGAAAAAGAAGAAGAAGUCAAGUGGCAAAAUCAGAUAGACCCAAUUAACGCUUCAGACAGUAACAGUAACUACCAUGUGAUAAUUACUUCGAAAAGUUGGCAAGAAGCAGAGCACCAAUACAAUCUGAAUGAAGAAGAGGAGGAAACAAGAAAAAGCCGAACGCUAAAUCUCUUCCCAGUUAUAGAGAACCAAGAGAAAACCGAUGCAACCAGUUUUGCAGAUAAGAACCCAAAACCAAACCUGUUGUGCUGUAACUACUAUUAUUAUUACGAGUUCAUGCCUCUGUUAAACUGAAGCCAAUGCCCAUGUGGGUAAUAAAGAGGGUCGGUUGGAUUUAUUUAAUGAAGGUAUUGUUGCUUUGUGGGAAAAUGGGUUAAGUGAUGCGUUUGAAGAAAAGCGUGAAAGAGAGAAAAGAAGGUUGUAGAUGGAGACGUGUAGUAAAUGUUGGGUACAUUAUUACCGGAAUGUGAAGUCUUGAGCAUGUUAUAAGGUUUCGAACUGAGACUAUGUGUCUUGAAAGCUUCGAUGUUUCAUUGUCUGUGUAAGGAAUAUAUUUAAGUUUUAGAUGUGUGCGUUUAGAGUUAUUAAAUGGGGGUUUCUUGUUCAACAGGCUGUCUUUUUCUUCUUCUGCAGUUUAUCUGCGACUCUGUGGGAGAUGACAUUUGAAUUUGAAUUAGAUACACUAAAGUUUUUUCCACUGGAUCAGCAAAAACCUUUUAGAGGGAUUAAUAGGAGAUCAAUAUCGUAAUCUUGGAU